Molecule: messenger RNA, 9978 nt
Organism: Paraglomus occultum
Lineage: Eukaryota; Fungi; Glomeromycota; Glomeromycetes; Paraglomerales; Paraglomeraceae
Source: the annotation of a GenBank genome assembly
AUGUGGUCAAAGUUCGUCGGUCAACUGAGAAAUUCUAACGGGCAACCACCUCUGGCUGGCUUUUUUGGUGCGUCGCCUCCAGUCUCCCCACAAAUCAAUUCACCAGACAAGCCAUUUGUCCGCCGACGUUCCAUGUUAAACUCUCCAAAAAGCCCACGCGUAACUGAAGCGAAACGACGAAGUAGCAUACUAUUUGGCCAACGCAGAGAAUUAUUUAUUGAUUGCAUGAAGAAGUUUUGUGAUAUAUAUGUUGAAUAUCCGGAAAUUGUUGGAGAAAGCUUAGAAAACGUAACAACAUUCACUGAUAUAGUAUCAAAACACUUGGCAAGCACAAUAAAAUCUAUUGUGAUUCCUGGAUCGCAAGCGGAGACAAACAAGGCGAUUAUGCGGAUGUUCGCUUCCAAACAGCAGCUAUUUUAUCCGUUAAUGGCUCUUAAUUUAUUAUGUAAUGGUCCUAAUUAUUUGUUGGAAACAAUGAAAGAGAACGAGCUUCCUGCUAUAUUAAUAAGAACGUACAGUUCAUUUACGACACUGCCGUCGCAUCCAAGUUGGAAUCUAAUCGAAUUGUAUAGGGGAGGAACUGAAAGAGCUAUUCAGGGUGUGGCUCCAGCUGGCGUAGUAGCAGACAUUCUUACCGAUAUACUUGUUCACUUUGUCACCAAAUCAUCUGUUCUAAAGUACUACAUGGAAAAGGAUAUACUAUUUUUGCUUGUAAAAAUGAUAUUGGAUGCUGAAGAUGACCCGUUAAAAAACAAAGAGGAUUAUUUCUGGCAGGACAAAGCAUUGGAGAUUCUCACCGAAUUAUUUUCCUCUGACGCUGUUAAUGGAGCUCUUGUAACAUAUUUUGAAAGGAAAGAUAUUAUUGCCAAGCUAAUUGGAGUUGUAAGAGAUGGCAUAGACAGAGAUAGAACUCAAUGCAUCGCAAGCCAAAAACAACUACUUGCUGCUUCUUUGUUAAUUGAAUCAAUACAGGGUACUGUUGAAGCCUCUACUAUUUUUUUGGAUAAGUUUGUUGAAUUGAAUGGUUAUGAUUUGUUCUAUCAACUGCUCAUAUUACCGCCUUAUGAGGGAAAGUCUUUAGCAGUAAAGGGCGCAUUUAUAGGCUUUGUAGAAGACCUUGUGUUUGCCGGAGUCGAUGAUUCGAGCCUAAUGGUGUCUACAACAUCUCCAUAUCAGCACGAUGACUUUACAUUACCCGAAAGCCAGCAAGACAACGGUACAUUGGUUCGGAAUGCCACUGCUAUGCAGAUUUUGACAUCGAUUGUUCUUUAUCCUGAGAAUAUUCCACAAUCGUUCAACAGAAAGGGACUAGUUGAUACUUCGUAUGCCUUACCGGACAGCUAUCGAAUGAAGGCUGUUACUGCAGUAGCAGAAGUUCUUAAAUCAAAUCCAUUAAACUUUUUUCUGACCGAAUCUUUGAACUUUUUGCCGACUUUUAUUGAGCAAUUGGAUCGAUUCUCCUCAGAUCUUCAGGCAGCAAUUGUUGAUUUGUUGAUAUACGUUAUGGUCGAACUGAAUUACGUUCCCUUUAGAGAAUUAAUUGUAUUGUCGCUUCAUUUCCAGGGCCACUCAUCAAAAGACACAACAGCCACUGUGUGUCAUGCAGUGAUUUCAUUGUUGCGAACCUCGCAUAAGUUUCAAGAUAUGUUUCGCGAAAUCGGUCUUCUCAACAUGUUAUGUAAUUUAAUACAAGAAUUGGCUGUCACUCUAAAGGACAAAUUUGGUGAUACACAUUUCCAAAGACGGAUAUCGAUAUCCAAUAUAAGCGAUAUAACAAGUAAUCAGAAGGAAAUCGACAAGCGAAAUUCACGCUUUAGUCCAGAUGUAGUUGAUAACUUUCAAUUAAUUUCAGAGUGCUUGGUGGAUUUACUACGAGGAAACAAGACGAACAUUUCGCUUUUUGGAACUACAUAUAAGGGAAAUUUAUUUGAUUUAUUACACUACGAUGAAACACGCGCUGGCGCUUUGGCAACAUUCGAAGUAUUGGUUGUUGACGGCCAUCGACUGUCCACAGCGGAAACGUCGACUUCUCAAUUAACUUCUAGGUCUUCAGUAUCGUCUACUUCCGCGGUUGAACACUCUUUCCAAUUCGGUAGAUUGAUCGAAAUUGUGCAGACACUCAAUCGAUUUGAUCUGAAUAUGAAAAUACAUAUACUGUUAUCGAUGAAACGCAUUCUUGUGGCUUGUCCUGCUAUGAAAGAUGUAUUCCGUGAUGCUGGAGGUUUUGUUUGCUUGGUCAGCUUGCUCGUUAGUCUGGAAGAUGUUUAUGAUCAACUAGCUAAACAAAAAUCUGAUACUAAAGAUACGAAAGGAAACAACGUUAGCAUCGAGGAAGAGUUACCUACUAAACAGCAAACCGUCGAUACGCUUCGUGCUAUAUUCGUUGUAUUCGCUGAAGCCCUUUCGGGUCACGAGUACAAUCGAAGAUUUUUUUGCGAGUCUAUUGGGUUUAAGUCUGUAGAAGAUGCUAUCCGUCUCACCAAUAUCUUGGGUCCUCAAGGUUCUGCUGAAAAUUUGUUUGGGAUAUUAUUUGGUUUUGCGAUAGAGAACGAAUCGUUGAGCAAUAUUUUCAUUGAGAGAACACCCAUUGAUGACCGUCCUCCUGAGCAUAAAAAUCGAGACGACCCUCACGACAGUAGAAUUAUCGAGGCUUUUGGAAACAUUACCGAUGAAAUUCAGAAUCCCGAAGUGAUACCGACCAUUCUCCGAUUACAGACUUUUGUCAGGUAUAACGAGCAAUUAACGCACAAUAUUUACGAAGCUCUUCUGGCUCUUGCAUUUGCCAAUAGACGCAAUCAAGUUUCUAUGAAUCAAUGCGGAGUUCUUGAAAUGGUCCUGCGUCGACUCUUCUAUACGUCAGAAACUGUUAAUGAGGGAGGGCGUGAAGUUGUUUUUGAGCCAAACGCAAAAGAACGACUGAUGCUCACACGUCUGGCACAAAGACUUGUAGAGAUGGGCGUUUCGACUACGGAAAUUCGCUUUUUGUUUGAACAACUCGAAAAUGGACAACAGAAAUCUGAAAAAAUUUUUGUGGACGUGGAUGGGUCUCCCAUGUCACUAAUGGAUAUGGUCCUUUAUGGAGUUCAGAGAAGUCGAUGGCCGCGUUUUGUGCAAUUUGAUAUGAAUCCGGUUGGAUUUUCAUGUCUGGAAAUGUCUCGGUUAACGGAUAGGCAGUUUCCACCAAGUAGUGGUGGAUAUUGUUUUAUGACUUGGUUGGACAUUGAAAACUUUGAUCCGCUUAUAAAUUUGAUCAUCCUCGGCCUAAGUGAUGAUGAGAAAAAAUGUUAUUUACAUGUCUUCAUCGACACCCAAACUAAGAAACUCACAGUACAGACUUCACCAAAGCAUGCUAUUCGUCUUGAAGGGUUUGAAUUUCGUUCGGGAUGUUGGUAUCAUAUCGCUUUAGUUCAUCAUAGACCUCGUCUUGCAUCAACCUCCACUUUGUCUUUAUAUGUUGAUGGAAAAUUUAUAGAGGCCGUAAGGUGUCCUUACUUGGGUCAGCCGGCACCUAAUAAAGCGAUCCGGACAUUUUUGGGUACGCCACCUGAUGUUGCUCGACAGUUGGGUAAGACUAAUUUCACUCUCGCUUGGGAUAUGGGACCAACUUAUCUAUUCGAAGAAGAUGUCGAUGGAGACGUAAUCAGUGUGUUUUAUCAUUUGGGUCCUCGCUACACGGCCAAUUUCCAGGCUUCUCUAGGUCAAUUUCAGACGUAUCAAACGUCGACGCUACUCAACAUGCGAAUUGAUGCUUUGAGUCAUAAGCGCAAAGAUACGGGAACAGAACUAGAUAAUCUGGCCAUGGUGAAUGCGAUACGCGGUAAUAACAGCCAGACGUUGCCCGAAGAGAAAAUAGUGUUUGCAUUCUCUGCAGGGAAUAUAUUAGUAUCUGGUCAGAAUCUCGGUAUCACCGGUGCUGGUCUCUCUGAAAGCACUAUACAAACUUUGACCAUAGGCUCGGUAAACAGAAAGCUCAUAAUUAACGCCGCCGUACCAAAAAUAGAACGUGCGCUCAGAGUCGGGCACGGGACGGCUUAUUUGAAGGGUGAUCCAAUCAUAGCAACUCCUCAUGGGAUGGAUGAUUCGGUUUGGAAGAUUGGUGGUUCUGCUGUGGUCUUGAGGUUAAUUGAAAGAGCAGAAACGACGAAAGAAUUAUACAAGGCAGUUUGUAUUCUUAUCGAGCUUAUUAGAUUCAGUUGGCGUAAUUCGGAAGACAUGGAAAGGAUCCAUGGUUAUGAAAUACUGGCGUAUUUACUUAGACAGAAGCAAGAAUUAUUAACGCUAGAGCUAUUGAACGUCCUGUUAGUCUUUGUUGGAUUAAACCCAGUUAAUCCAGCCGAUUCAGUCAUCAUCAAUCCGUUGGCUUACCGAUAUCUCAUGCUCGAUUUUGAGCUAUGGAAAAAUGCCGACGAGAUUGUUCAGAAAGCACACCUUCAGCAAUUUGCUACGUUUAUUGAGUUAAGUCAGCAUCACCAAUUCAAUGCUAAAAGACUGAAUAAAAUGCAUGUCGUCAAGAAGAUGUUGGUAGCUUUGAAGAUAAACGUAUACUCUAACGAAUUGUUGAAUGAGUUCAUAUCUAUAUUAAAAAUUGUAAUCAAGCACAAUUUCACGACCGAAGUUGUUAGAUCAAUUGCCACGUUCCUAGUGUCUUCGUUAAACAGACCAUCGCCAACUCGUAGAAAUACCCGUCGUGAUCCUCUCAUCAAACGCAGUGCGACAGUCAGCGUACACAAAGCAAAUAAUACCAGCAAAGCGUUACCAAAGACUAUAAUCACAAACGUGAAGACUCUCGAAGUAGAGGCACCAGCACGCAAAGUUGGAAAUCUGUUGAUGGAAAUGCUCGCAGACAUUAUAUGCGAUAAAUUGAACCCAUUCUUUGCCAAUAAAUUUUCUGUAACGAUAACUAACAAAUGGCCAUUACUAUUCUUUGACGAGGCCUCAAAUCCGUUUUGGGUUGUUUGUGCAGCUCGAAUUUUAGCCAGGCUUUUCUAUACGCAAGGACCAAGUUACAUAUCAAAAUUUCGAACUUCAUCAGAUGGGUUUGUCGUUAUGCAAAAACUUCUUCCAAAGUGGUGGUAUCUGACGCAGCUACAGCAAGCGUUAUUUGCCAUGUUGUUUGGUAUAGACAUUUGUGAUAUUCCAAUGGAGGCGCCGUUUGAUCUAUUCACACUAUUGACGCAGUUCGGUCCAAAAGCUAAUAGAUCUGGUGGACAAACAGUUAUCGUUUGUCCUGAUAUGAUGCCUAUUAUAUUACUUAUUAUGAAAGAAGGCGUUAAUACAGUAGUCCGGCUCAGCCAAGAGGCAGAAAAAGAUCUGAAUGCAAGGGGUAGAACGCGUGAUGAUACAGCAAUUCAGAAGGAUAAGCGAGAAGAAAAAAUGAGAAAACGACAGUCGCGAUCUCUUACGCGAGAAUUUGAAGCAGUCAUGGGGAAAAUGUCGGGUUUUCUUGCAGCUGAACGAGAAAGGGAAGCUGGAAAAGAAAGCUUGUCGAAGUUAUCCCAUGUCGAGCAAACUCUAGUGCAUUUUCUUGCGGAUAUGAAUUCCAAUUGGCACGAGUUCAGUGAAUUUUGUUCAAGAAAUGAAACUCUUGAUGGUCUAAUCGAUAUACUCUUUCCCAUCGUCUGCGCAUCGGAAGAAUUACCAAUUGAGUCAGAGUUAUUUUCUAAGGAUACGGCGUUGUCGUUUGGUGUAGACGUAUCCCUCGAGAGCAGUAACAUAUAUAGUCUAAUUCCUAUCUUAUCGAAUAUCGGGCAACAAAACAUACAAACGAACAAUGAUGAGUCUGGUGAGGAGAUGACAACCUUUUCAAGUGGAACUCAAUUAUUGGUGACAGCCGAACCGAUAAAUGUGGACUCUCUUGGCAUUCCGCUUAGCACAAGCCCUAUAACAAGCGAUGUAGAGGAGGUAUCGAAGCCACAACCACGUAGAAAAUCAACUAGAGAUUCUAUAAAGAAAGAAUCUGAUUAUACUGCUUUGAAGAACGCUACAGUCGAAGGUCUUUUGGAGUUUGUGGUAUCUAUUUGCGUUAAUUCAAUAGUCGAUGUUAAAGCGAAAUCUCUCAGCGCACUAGAGACUGUGUUUAAAUCGUUCCCACCAGCCAAUUUAGAUAACCAGAUACAUUUUGCAAGCUAUGUAUUUAAUCAUGUAAUCGGAAGUUUGAAGAGCACUCUACAGUUGGAUAGAAAUUUGCUAUUAGAUUCACGUGUUGUUACAAAUACUGCUAAAUUUAUUCAUCUUGCGGUGGAUGCCAUAUAUCAAGGUUGGUUCGUCAAUGGACGUAACCAAAUUCUUGACUUUAUUACAGUUGUUCUAGAGAACAUACAACGUCUUGACGACGCAAGCGGUAGAGUCCGUGUGAAUGAUACUACCAUAACAGCGAUAUACCGUUCUCUUAAUCGAGUGGUUUUAUUCCGAAUGGCCGGAAUUGAUAACGUGUCCGGGGAUAGCACGCACAUAAAUGAUUUACUUGAGAAAAUUAUGUACCAUCAAAAAGUAAUAUUUAGUCAUCACAAUACGGAUAUUGAUUUUCUCAAAUCUAUCUGUUAUCAUCUGUACAAAUGCUUGUUACAUGAGGAUCAGAACGUGAAGAGGACUUCGAUGAGUGUUUGGAAGUUAUUGAUGCUGCAAAAGCCGGUAGAGAUGUCAGGUAUAUUGAAGACUAGAAUAAAAGGAAUAGAGUACAAGGAACUUGUAGAAGGAUUUGCUAAACUUUUGGAAACAAAGGAACUUAAUUCGUUUCUGGAAUGGAUUGGUACCCGUCGUGAGCAGUUAGAUGCGUUAUUCCUGGAUAACAUCUAUAAAACUUGGGAGAAUAUUAUAAUGUCAGAAGUGAAGACGGGCAGAGAUAUGAUAAAAAACGCCCAUACCAAACGUAUGACCAAACUCAAGCGACUCUAUAGGAAAUCCUCCAGCGAGCAAGAUUUCUUCAACCAAUACAGAAUCAAAACAAACCAAUGGGCGAAAAAUAUCCAGGAAUUGGAAACAAGUCGCUAUUAUAAAAAUCUUCAAGAUCAUGUGGAUCAUGACAAUUAUGUGAGGGCGGAGUGGUCCAAGACGUCUGCUGACUUAUUUAGAGAACGUGCUUUAUGGGGUCCUAAGACGGAUGAGGGCAACGUGAGGUGGAGGUUAGAUUUUACCGAAGGGAAAUGCCGAAUGCGAAAGAAGUUGGAAACCAACGAUGAAAUACAGAUUUACUCUUAUAGACCAAAGAGCAGUAAAAAUGCGGAUGACGCCAAUAAUUCAAAGCCUUCAACUGUUACUACAAUUAACACUUCUAAAGUAACUAGAUUCAGUAAAAAACAAACUCUCGAUGUACCACUGAGCCACUCAAAACGAGGAAAAGUCCCUCUGGAACGCAAAAUGACAUUGACGCCUCGUCCUAGUGAUUUGGAAAACACACCAGCUCAACAAUCCAACGCAGAUGAGUCAGACAUCUUCAACAUAAGUCGGAUCAUGGGACUGGAUGCCUGUGAGGGCUUGUUAUUACUCUGCAAACAGAACUUAUAUUUGAUGGAUAAUUAUUUUCAAAGAUCUGAUGGAGAAAUUGUUGAUGUUUGGGAUGCACCCACCGAGGAAAGAGAUCAAUAUUUGCAAAUGAUUGCAUCGCACGCCAGUUAUGGUAAUCAACCAGGCAAUGGUCCAAAGAAGGAUAAACAUCAAAGCCGCCGAUGGACGUUCGAAGAUAUUAAAGAAGUUCAUAAAAGGAAAUUUUUAUUCAGAGAUGUUGCUCUGGAAAUCUUCUUCAAUGAUGGGCGCAAUUAUCUUAUCACCUUCAAUCUCAAAGAACGUGACGUCGCUUACAGCAAAUUAGUAGCGCGUGCUACAUUCUCCAUCAGUGCGACAGAGUCUGUCAUGGGCACAACCAGUAUCGACGCAAAAACGCCAGUUUCUCCGUUGCAGAUCGGGCCAACAACCGGAUUAAUGUCCAUAUUUCCAAAUUUCUUUGCUAACUCCUCAUUGACUGAAUUGACACAACGGUGGGAGAGGAGAGAAAUUAGCAAUUUUCAAUAUCUGAUGCACUUGAACACGCUUGCUGGGAGGUCUUAUAAUGAUCUUACGCAAUAUCCCGUCUUUCCUUGGAUUCUUGCUGAUUACACGAGUGAAGAGCUUGACUUAACCAAGCCCGAAACGUUCCGUGACUUCUCCAAGCCCAUGGGAGCUCAAACACCGGAGCGUCAGAAGGAAUUCCAAAUCAGAUAUCGCUCCUGGGAUCCAACAAUCAAUGGAACGACUCCGGCCUUUCACUAUGGCACCCAUUACUCAUCUGCGAUGAUCGUUUGUUCUUAUUUAAUACGACUCGAACCAUUCACACAACAGUAUCUUAAGCUUCAAGGCGGACAUUUUGACCAUGCAGAUCGAUUAUUCCAUUCGAUUGGCAAAGCAUGGCUAUCUGCUUCACGAGAGAAUAUGAGCGAUGUUAGAGAGUUAAUUCCAGAAUUCUUUUAUCUCCCAGAGUUUUUGGAGAACACGAACAAGUUCAACUUCGGUGUCAAACAAGCGAGUGGAGAAGUCAUUGAUUCAGUGAUUCUUCCACCAUGGGCGAAAGGAGACCCACGAGUAUUUAUUCAUAAGCACCGUGAGGCUCUUGAAUGCGAUUAUAUUAGUGCCCACUUGAACGAAUGGAUUGAUCUUGCCUUUGGAUAUAAACAACAAGGACAAGCAGCUAUUGAUGCUGUAAACGUAUUUCAUCACUUGUCAUACGAUGGAGCUGUUGAUCUUGACUCGAUAACUGAUCCAGUUGAGAGGUCAGCGUCAACCGGAAUAAUCCAUAAUUUUGGUCAGACUCCACGGCAACUGUUUACGAAGCCACAUCCACCGCGUUUGCCCGCAACAUCUGAUUCUGCUAGUGGCAAUGGUCUCUAUAGCUUCUAUGAACACGUUGACAAGCUUAUUCAGUCAAUUACCCCCGUUCAAGAUAUUCGACUACAAGUUCACGAUAUUCGAUUGUCUAACGAUCGAUUGGUGUCUGUGAGUACACAAAAAAUCCUCGUGCCUCCAAACUAUAAUUACUAUGUCGAAUGGGGAUAUGCAGACAAUAGUCUUCGGCUGCAUCAAACAGACACAAAGAGGAUGGUUGGUUUAUAUGAGAAUCUUCACUUGGAGACCAUAAGCUGCGCUUCAUUCGCAGAUGGACAAACUUUUGUCACAGGAGGAACCGAUGCGGUUGUCUGUAUAUGGAGAUUUAAUUGGCAAUCAAAGACAGCACGACUUCAUUUCUUAGAGUGUUUGCGCGGUCAUUCUGCUAAAGUCAAUUGCUUUGCUACUUCCCGUUCAUAUAGUAUUAUUGUCAGUGGAUCUGAUGAUAAGUCUUGUAUCAUAUGGGAUCUGAAUAGAAUGAAAUAUGUUAGGCAGCUGAAGGGACAUGAAACUGGGAUACAGUACAUAGCAAUAAACGACACGACUGGCGAUAUUGCAACUUGUUCCGGCUCAACGAUACGGAUAUGGGGAAUCAAUGGAGACUUAAUAGUUACCAAGUCAAUAUCAAGCGUGUCUGGGCCUAUCACAUGUUGUACUUUCUACGAGGGCAAGAGUAAUGAAUGGUUCAUACAUGAUAUGAUUCUAACGGGUCACAAGAAAGGAAUCAUAAAGGUCUGGCACAGGAGGCUUGAAGAGAAAAUAGAAAAUGACAAGAAAGUAUGGCGAUGGGACCUUACGCCUCGACAUCAUUUACAGCACGAGAGUAGGCUCGGUAUUAUUCAGCCAGGAGAUGUUACCGUCUUACAUGCAUCAGGCGGAUGUAGCAACGGUAAAGUGUUUGCAUGGGUUUUACCCGACGUUAAGUCGGAUGGUCACUGGAUGUCAGACAGCACCAGCGAUAACUGUUUGAAAUGUGGAAUGAAAUUCGCCGUUCUCGAACGUAAGUUACACUGUAAAGCAUGCGGUGGUAUCUUUUGCUCUGCGUGUACUUUUAAUGCCAUAGACAAAAACUCCCGAUAUUGCGAAUACUGUUGUCAGAAAUUAGGUAUACAAUAUACGUUAUAA